Scedosporium apiospermum is the source of this 828-nucleotide messenger RNA. RefSeq lists its product as uncharacterized. NCBI's taxonomy places the organism in Eukaryota, Fungi, Ascomycota, Sordariomycetes, Microascales, Microascaceae. The record is from RefSeq and is a predicted model, not a curated record. Bases 1 to 828 code for a protein of 275 amino acids. The transcript has 3 exons.
AUGACUGCCGACUUUGAAGAGCCAAUCGAAGAUUGGCAGAGAAAACUCUACCAUGGAAUUCCGGGCAACCUUAUCUGCCUGGCAAGGUCAUACCAUGCCUUUGAUGAGCCGCCACAGAGUCCGGGCCCCUACGUAUAUCGCGCUCCUGUCCAUAUAUUUCCUGUCGGCAAGCAACACAGGAUUACCAAAGAAUACGAAGGUAUAUGUGACCAGAUCCGUGACGUGUGCGAUACUAUGAACUGGAGAGCGAUCGGAGUCUAUCGACUUGGGUGGAGGCGAAAGCCCCAGGACAACCCCAUCGUCAUAUUCGUCCGCAACCAGGCCUAUCAGCAUUCGUUAAAGAUCUUGGUAGAGCUCGGCGAGCUCACCGAGGAGGAAGCCGAUCGAGUCAAGGUGAAGACGCUAGACGAUGCACAGGGUGAUGAAGCCGAUUUUGUCUUUGGCGACUUCGUUCUCACUGAUCAUACGGGGUUCCUUGGAGAGAAGUUUCGAACCACCCUCGUCACGACCAGGGCUCGAGGUAUCACCGCCCUCCUUCUCAAUCGAGAGGAAUACACUCAGGACACUGACCUCGCGGAGCUCGCAACCAUCAAGGCCGGUACCUCCUUGGGGCCGGACAUUUCUGUUGGGACCGCUGGCAUUGAGGCUUCUGACGCCACUCUAGUUGAGUCACCUCAUGCUGACGGGGUUUGGUCCUCUGGCGCUACAGGAGGCUGGUCGUUUGGCAACGCAGGAGUCGAGGUUCAUGAUGAGAAUGGAGGCUGGUCGUGUGACGACGCAGGAGUCGAGGCUCAUGUUGAGAAUGGAGGCCGGGAGACCGAUUGGUAA